Molecule: messenger RNA, 1371 nt
Organism: Emys orbicularis (European pond turtle)
Lineage: Eukaryota; Metazoa; Chordata; Testudines; Emydidae
Gene: ONECUT1
Product: one cut homeobox 1
Exons: 2
Coding region: 1-1371 (456 amino acids)
Biological process (GO): regulation of transcription by RNA polymerase II
Cellular component (GO): nucleus
Molecular function (GO): RNA polymerase II cis-regulatory region sequence-specific DNA binding; DNA-binding transcription factor activity, RNA polymerase II-specific
Source: RefSeq, a predicted model, not a curated record
AUGAACGCGCAGCUGACGAUGGAGAACAUUGGCGAUCUGCACGGGGUGAGCCAUGAGCCGGUGCCAACCACGGCCGAUCUGAUGAGCAGCAGCCCCCAUCACAGGAGCUCGGUGGCCCAUCGCAGCAAUCAUUUGCCAGCCCACCCUCGCUCCAUGGGCAUGGCUUCCAUCCUGGACGGUGGCGACUACCACCACCACCACCGGCCUCCUGACCACGCUCUGACGGGACCCCUGCAUCCCACCAUGACCAUGGCCUGCGAGACACCCCCCGGGAUGAGCAUGAGCAGCACCUACACCACAUUAACCCCUCUGCAACCUCUACCUCCCAUCUCCACCGUCUCGGACAAGUUCCCUCACCAUCACCACCACCAUCACCACCACCAUCACCACCAGCGGAUCCCUGGGAAUGUGAGUGGCAGCUUCACCCUCAUGAGGGACGAGCGGGGUCUGGCUUCUAUGAACAAUCUCUACACCCCCUACCAUAAGGAUGUUACCGGCAUGGGGCAGAGCCUCUCCCCUUUGUCUGGAUCAGGCCUGGGGGGCAUCCACAACUCCCAGCAAGGGCUGCCUCAUUACGCUCACCCCAGUGCCCCCAUGCCUGCCGAGAAAAUGCUCACCCCGAACGGAUUCGAAGCCCACCACCCUGCCAUGCUGGGCAGGCAUGGGGACCAACAUCUUACCCCUACAUCCGCUGGCAUGGUGCCUAUCAAUGGGAUCCCGCAUCACCCUCAUGCCCACCUGAAUGCCCAGAGUCACGGGCAGAUUCUGGGCUCUGCCAGGGAACAAAACCCUUCUGUCACUGGUUCGCAGGUCAACAGUGGAAGUAAUUCAGGGCAAAUGGAAGAAAUCAAUACCAAAGAAGUAGCUCAGAGGAUCACCACCGAGCUCAAACGGUACAGCAUCCCCCAGGCUAUCUUCGCCCAGAGGGUGCUGUGCCGGUCUCAAGGGACCCUCUCAGAUCUAUUGAGGAACCCCAAGCCCUGGAGCAAACUCAAAUCCGGCCGGGAGACCUUUCGGAGGAUGUGGAAGUGGCUUCAGGAGCCAGAAUUCCAGAGAAUGUCUGCUCUCAGGCUAGCAGCAUGCAAGAGGAAAGAACAAGAACAUGGGAAAGAUAGAGGGAAUACACCCAAAAAGCCUCGGUUGGUCUUCACGGAUGUCCAACGUCGAACUCUACAUGCAAUAUUCAAGGAAAAUAAGCGUCCAUCCAAAGAAUUACAAAUCACCAUUUCCCAGCAGCUAGGGUUGGAGCUGAGCACCGUCAGCAACUUUUUCAUGAAUGCACGGAGGAGGAGUCUGGAUAAGUGGCAAGACGAGGGCAGCUCCAAUUCAGGCAAUUCAUCAUCUUCAUCAAGCACUUGUACCAAAGCAUGA